Molecule: messenger RNA, 1062 nt
Organism: Nematocida parisii ERTm1
Lineage: Eukaryota; Fungi; Microsporidia
Exons: 1
Coding region: 1-915 (304 amino acids)
Molecular function (GO): oxidoreductase activity
Source: RefSeq, a predicted model, not a curated record
AUGAUCAUCCUGUACAUUCUAGCAACAGUUCAUGGGCUAAUCCACACAUCAAUUCCAUUCAACCCCAAUCCAUUCCCAAACCCGUUUUCUGAUGAAAUAGAAGAAAUAAUUAAAUAUGAAAUUAGAAAUCCUCUUCUGACAAUAGAUGAGGAGUACCUUUACAUCCCAAGAAUCACUAAACCCAGAGUAAGAAAAGAGUUCAGGGAUUUAAGCCCAGAGGAGUGGGCAGAGUAUAAGCAAACAGUUGAACUACUAAGACAGCACGGGUAUUUAGAGCCACUCGCACGUGUUCAUUACACAGUAAAAGAAUAUGCGCACAACUCUCUUGAAUUCCUUCCCUGGCACAGACUUUUUCUUCUUUACUUUGAAUAUCUUUUACAAUCACUGAGUAACAACCCGAACAUGACCGUGCCGUACUGGGAUUGGACAAUUGAUGCAGAAGACCCAAGUAACUCGCCAAUGCUUAAAGAAUUCUACUGGGGCAUUUCCAGAUGUUUUUUAGUAUAUGAACCAACAGCCCACUGCCUGCUGCGUACGCAGAACAAGAAGAUAGAUCCAUUUUAUAACUGGACUGAGCUGCAGUCUGUCAUUAACAAGAAGAACAGCUUUUAUGAAUUCACAAUUGAGCUAGAACUUAUUCCACACGCACUGGUUCACUUAAACAUAGGAGGGAAGUAUGGAGACAUGUCAUACAUGCAAAGCACAAAUGAUCCUCUCUUUUGGCACCACCACUCAUAUGUAGAAUAUAUCUGGGAGAAAAGGAAUUCUUUAUACAGAGGCACGCGCAGUGCCAAGGAUAGACUAUACCCAGAAGAAAGACUAGAUGUGAUCUUAUACCCGUUUAAUCUGACAGCAAGGGAUUCAAUCAAUCUCGGCGCAUACAUUAUCUACCAGCCCAAAAUAAAAAGUGGCUGAUGCUAACCCGAAAAGCCUCAGAAACAGCAGAAGAACAAAUAGUACCCAGUACUCUUUAUAUUACAGCUGAAUUUAUGCAGUGUUUACUAACACAGCACUACACCCAGAAAUAGAAAUAUUCAAAUAGGAAUAUAUCUAAAAGUGGAC